UUCUUGCCUUUUCUUUAUUUUACCCCAUGUCCAUUCCGUCUGGAGCUUCGGCAGCUGUUCUACAGCCUUCCGAUCCCGUUCCAGAUACAGCUGUAUCCGUGGAAGGUCCUAACUUUGAUAAUCCACUCUCCCUCCAAGAAAUCAUCGGUAGCUAUGAACGAAUCGGGUUUCAGGCCAACAGUUUAGGUCGGGCCAUCGAUAUCGUCAACAAAAUGCGUAAAUGGCGUCUCUCUGAUGAACCAGUAGCUGACGAUGAGUCAGAAGAGUACAAAUCCUUCGAAGCUCGUAGUCAAGUACAUUGCAACGUAUUUCUGGGCUACACCUCCAACCUCAUCUCCUCCGGACUCCGAGAAAUCAUACUCCAUCUUGUCAAACACAAGCACGUCUCCGCUCUUGUCACCACAGCCGGCGGAAUCGAAGAAGACUUUAUCAAAUGCCUUGGCAAGACAUACCUCGCUGAUUUCAACCUCGAUGGUGCCGAUCUACGUAGACGAGGCAUGAACCGUAUCGGCAACCUCGUCGUGCCAAACGAUAAUUAUUGCAAGUUUGAAGAUUGGCUUAUGCCGAUUCUUGACUCCAUGCUUGUCGAACAGAAGGAACACGGGAAGAUCUGGUCACCGAGUACCUUCAUUCGACGGCUGGGCAAGGAGAUAAACAACGAGGAAUCUGUGUACUAUUGGGCUUACAAAAACGACAUACCGGUGUUUUGUCCUGCCUUGACUGAUGGCUCCAUAGGAGACAUGAUAUACUUCCACUCCUUCAAGAAUCCAGGACUGAUAGUCGAUAUUGUGCAAGAUAUCCGUGAGUUGAAUGAGCUCUCAAGGAAGUCUAGAAAAGCAGGAAUGAUUAUCCUUGGCGGCGGAGUUUGCAAGCACCAGAUAGCUAACGCGAUGCUGAUACGUAAUGGUGCGGAUUACUCCGUUUACAUCAACACCGGACAAGAAUUCGACGGAUCAGACUCUGGAGCUCGCCCAGACGAAGCCAUCUCUUGGGGAAAAAUUCGCGCAGGAUCGGAAUCUGUCAAGGUGUUUGCAGAUGCGACACUGGUCUUCCCUCUCCUCGUAGCAGCCACUUUUGCUCGAGAUGCCAACGCAAAACAGUGAUAUGUAAAGAAAUCGCACGAUACAAAUAUUCGCUGCGUGUAGAGAAGACGACUAUAGCCAAUAAUGUAUUCGUUCUUGUGCAGUACUAAAAC
This is a messenger RNA of Desarmillaria tabescens, 1195 nucleotides long. Its product is annotated as Deoxyhypusine synthase. Lineage: Eukaryota; Fungi; Basidiomycota; Agaricomycetes; Agaricales; Physalacriaceae. Gene Ontology annotation, biological process: peptidyl-hypusine biosynthetic process. Gene Ontology annotation, cellular component: cytoplasm. The record is from RefSeq and is a predicted model, not a curated record. The transcript is spliced from 6 exons. Gene Ontology annotation, molecular function: deoxyhypusine synthase activity. The coding region runs from base 27 to 1103 and encodes 358 amino acids.